Molecule: messenger RNA, 3397 nt
Organism: Andrographis paniculata
Lineage: Eukaryota; Viridiplantae; Streptophyta; Magnoliopsida; Lamiales; Acanthaceae
Exons: 3
Coding region: 294-3164 (956 amino acids)
Biological process (GO): DNA replication; mitotic DNA replication checkpoint signaling; regulation of DNA-templated DNA replication initiation
Cellular component (GO): nucleus
Molecular function (GO): chromatin binding
Source: RefSeq, a predicted model, not a curated record
UUUAAAACGAAACCAGGAAGAAAAUAUGCUACAAGUCUAUAACUGAGACUAUUUUGAAGAAAUCAUCCUGAUUUGGAAUUAUUUUUAUUUUUUCUAUUUUCUCUUCAGAUUAUUUAAAAAUAUAUUUUGGCCCGCCUGUUCUGAUUUUCUUUUUUGCCGUUUCCCGCGCACGACUUUAUCGUGAGCCCCCGCGGCGCAUAAUAGCAACCCACUUUUCCUCAAAUCUAACCUCUCUCCGGCGGGUUUGAAUCUCUGGAGUUACGCAACGCCGCCAUCGACAGAACUUUUCUCCAAUGCCGCCGGUGAGUCCACCGCUGCCGGACUUCUCCAGAACCAAACGCUUAGUUCUACUCGUGGAUCUGUAUCCAUUCCUCACUCUCCAAGACCCUACACCCUACCUCCGGGCUGUCACCGCCGUCGCCUCCCGGCUGCUCCGCUUCCCUCCGAUAUCGGAAUCUCUCUCCGCCUACAAAUUAUUUUUCUCAUCGCUAUCUCCUAUUCGCUCCGCCGCUGUUCUCCCACCGCAAUUUUCCCUCUCUUCCCUUUCAUUUAACCGUCCCUCCCAAACCCUAGAUUCCCUCUGCAAUAGCUUGAAUUCGAUUAGCAGCGUCGCUGAUUGGCCAAAUUCGCGAUCCUGUCCACGUGCUUCUUACACGGCGAGCUCGUUGCUUCAAUUAAUACACAGCAGCGCUUGGGACAAAGAGGAUUCCAAUCUUCCAGGUGAGGAGAAUGGCGAUUUUUUUAAAAUACCAUCCAAUUUGGUCUUUCUGAUUUCGCCUAUUAGUUCAUCUGUUAAUUCUUUGGCUGAUUAUUUGGAGUUUCGAGAGUUUGAUGAAGUGUUCAGUUGUGUGAAUGAUGCAUUUGUUGCAAGGGAUAUUCAUCUCUGUUUUAUCGAUAUCAAGAUUGAAGAACAGAAAAUCAAAUGUAUGGAUGAGAAGAAUAGAAACUCUGGCAUCGAAUUAAACUGUUUGAAGGAAGAUCUUAGGAAAUUCGGUUGGGGAUUUUGUUCUAGUGAUGUGAUUGUUUUGGGAUCAGCACUAUUACCUUUAUGUUUAAUUUAUCCGAAAAUUGGGAUGUCCUUCGACAUUCAUAGUUUCGGCGAUUUUCAUCAUAGAGGAGAAUUGAGCCUUGAGAUAUUGGAUGUGAACUCAAAGCCAUUAGAAUGCAAGUGCUGCGAUCUCGAGUUCUUGAGCAUGUCAGGUUCGUCUAGUAGUAUCAAGAAUGAUGACAUUUUGAAUGCAUCGGCGCAUGGAGAUUCACAGAGUUCAUACUUCGGACGAUCAUUUUGGGCUGAUUUAGGCAAAGAAAAUGCUAAGCUUCUUGUUAAAUCUAUUUAUAGAUACGAGCAGUGUGGAAAGAUUGGAGGCUCGAGGGAGACAGUUUUAGUGCGCGAACCCUUUCAUGAGUCGGGGAAGAACACAAAGAAGAGUGAUGGUAACAUUUUGGCCAAUAGGGUUCUUGAAAUUCUGCAGGGAGAAAUGGGUGGAGUGAGCUCUAAUGAUCAACUGCCAAUAUGGCAAAUAUUUUUGAGCUUUCUUCAUGUGAAAGGCUAUUGGGCAAUGGUCGCACUCUCCGGUAAGAAUGGGGAUACAGUCACAGGUUGUCUGAAGCCUUUCACGACUCAUCUUGCCCUCAUCGACAUCCUGGAUGCUGAUGCUGGUUGUGUUUCGAUUGGAGAUGAAUUGGGAUCUAAAUUCUCCAAGAUAGAUGAUGAUAAAAUUCGUGAUACAUGUGAUGCGGGCAUGAUUGAUUCGAACAGUUGUUUUGGUUCACAAACUGAUACCUCAACUUCCGGGAAUUGUGAGCCGCAUAGAGAUAGAAAAAUGACGAAGAGCCAAAGGCGAUUGUAUCAGGAAAUGACAUGGAGUUCCUUCUGCAAGGCGGCCUUUGGUGGGACUAAUUUUGAUUUGUUUGAGCUUUAUAUGGCCCGAUACUAUGAAAAAUCGAAGAAGCUAAAGUUUCUUAAAUGCUGGAUGAAACAAAUUGGUAGUGCCAAUUCACAUUGCUUGAAAACGUCGCCUGGAACCAAGUUUGAGGUAACAUCCUCUUCUAAUGCUUCACCUUGGAAGCCAUCUCCGGCGAAAGAUGGAGCUAUGCCGAUUGCAAAACCAGAGACAGCCGAGACCUUUUUCAACAAUCUAUCUGAAAGAAUCCAACAGGGUUUAACUUCUGGAAAGGAUUUGCAGAAUCUGGCAGAGCGGGUCGUCAAGUCUUCAAUUCAUUGGCUACAACAUAAGUUCAACACUCAAAAUAAUUGUGAAGAUCAACAGCUGAAGGAAAAUCCCGAUGGCUCUGAUAUUGAAUAUGUAAUCGACAAAUUAGCCAAGAUUCUGCUGAAGACACCUAAGGAAAUGAAGAAGAUACACCAAGAUUUCGAUCCCUGUUCAUCGUCAGAGAACAUAGUUAGAGAAUAUGAGUUCCAGAUUUUACUCCGAAUGGAGAUUAUGCAAUCGGAUCUUUCAGCAGUAACGGCGGAAUCUAGAAAACAGAAGAUGCUGAAGCAGAUAUGUGCUCUGUUAGAGAUCGUUCAGUACCUUGUUGCUGGAGGAUUUCAAGGUCCGAUCAGCCUAUACGACUAUGUCGAACGAACUAUAAAAGCAAGGUAUUCAGCCAAGCUUGAAGAUAUUGUGGAAAAGAUUUACGCGAAAAUGGAUUUGCUGCCAUUCGGUGAUGAGGACGAAGCUCCAAGCCACCUCUUCAACAGUGAGGAUAGCAACCAAUCGUGGAGGGACAAGCCAGACAAAACUGAGAGGCGUGAUGCCGGCAUAAGCCAAUCAGUCUCAACCGAAGGCGAUUCCUCUCAUCCAAUCGCCAAUCCUUUGAAUAACUCCGAAAGGAUCGGAGAAGAUGAGCAUGCCAUGAUCCUAAAUGAAGCCCGGGAGAGGAGAGAAAGGGCCAGAAGAACUGCACGAUUUGUCAGCAAGGCGCGUGAUCUUCAAAGAGUGUGGGCGCCAAAACAUUCAAAAAUGUCGAAAGGUAAGCACGACUCUCUUACUAAUAAAUCUAAAAGGAAUAAGAAUAGGCUACCAACAUCUAGUUAUAGCGUGGUAUGCGAAACACCUAUGUCGGGAAAUAAACGAUCUAGAUUGGCAAUAGGUGAGACACAAAAUGAUUCUGGAAAAUCGCCGUUUCCUGUUUCUAGAGCUCUGUUUCAAGAUAGUUAAAAAACGUCCAUCUUUUGCUUAAUCUAAAAAGCUUUAAUUCAUAACUUGAAUAGAAUAGAAUAGAAUCACAUCUUAGUAUUGUUAUUAUUAAUAUUAUUGUUCUUGCCAUUUUUAUUCUUUAGAUUGAACUCUGAUCAUAUGAACAAAUGCUUACAUGAUUCAUUUUCUGUAUAACUUUAAAUCCCACUUUGUCUCUUCUUGUAGUGUGAAGUUUUUAUUGCCAAUAUUUAUCA